This is a messenger RNA of Closterium sp. Yama58-4, 2316 nucleotides long. Lineage: Eukaryota; Viridiplantae; Streptophyta; Zygnematophyceae; Desmidiales; Closteriaceae. The record is from the annotation of a GenBank genome assembly.
AUGCAACCGCUUUCUAUCACUCUGUACACCUCGAUGAGAGGCUUGCAGCCCUGGGGAACUCCAGUGCCAUGCCAUGGCGCACGAAGCAAUUCCAACUGCUUUGGCGGGAAAUCCAAGCUGACGGUCGGCUUGAUCUGCCGAGACGUUAGACCGCCUAGAAGCUACAGAUUCAGCACCAGCGCCGCUGACGCCGCUGCUGACGCGAUCGGCCUAGAUGAUUCGUCAGCGACUCCGAUCGCCGAGUCGCACGGGGCGCUUCGCAACGAGGCGAUUCGCAAUGUAGCGAUUAUAGCCCACGUGGAUCACGGCAAGACGACGCUCAUGGAUCGCCUCAUCCGCGCCUCGAGCUCCGCUGCUGCGACCACCACCUCCGCCAGCGGCGGCGGCGGCGGAGGGUCGGGAUCGUCUGAGUUGCCAUGCGAACGAGUGAUGGACUCGAUCGCUCUGGAGCGAGAACGAGGAAUCACGAUUGCGAGCAAGUACACCUCGGUCACAUUCAAGGGCACCACGCUCAACCUCGUGGACACUCCUGGUCAUGCCGACUUCGGAGGGGAGGUGGAGCGGGUGAUGGGCAUGGUGGAUGGGGCGCUGCUAUUGGUCGACGUGGCGGAGGGGCCCUUGGCUCAGACCAAGUUUGUGUUGGGGAAGGCCCUGCAGAGGGGCUUAAAGCCCAUCGUCGUGCUCAACAAGUGCGACCGGCCUUCAGUGACCACACAGAUGGUGCAUCAAGUGGAGUCAGCCAUCUUCGACCUCUUCGCUUCUUUUGAUGCCACAGAGGAGCAGCUGGACUUCCCGGUGCUCUAUGCCUCGGCCAGGCACGGCUGGGCCAGCUGCUCCUGGCCUCCGCCCCAGCUCACGGCAACAGGGGCUGAGACAGCAGCAGCAGAAGCAGCAACAGAAGCAGCGAAGGGGGAGAGUGGAGUGAUGCCGAUUCUUGAGGCCAUUCUGGACCGCGUGCCACCCCCUGUGGUGGACCCAGCAGCGCCCUUUCAGAUGCUGGUGUCACUCAUUGACAGGGACCCAUUUCUUGGACGCUUGCUCAUUGGCCGGAUAGCGUCGGGUUCAGUGCGCGUGGGGGACAGAGUGCGGGCGCUGAUGCGGGACAGCGAGGGAGAGGCGGUUACUCUAGAGGAGAGCAAGGUGGUGAAGCUGGUGAAGCGGAGGGGAGUGAAGUCUGAGGACAUGAGUGAAGCGGCAGCAGGAGACAUUGUGGCAGUAGCGGGAUUGACACAUGCACACGUCUCACACACGCUCGCGGAUCUAUCGGUCUCCAAGCCCCUGCCAGUUGCAGCUAUCGACCCUCCCACAAUCGCCAUGACCUUCAGUGUCAACGACUCGCCUCUGGCCGGGAGACACGGCACCCAGAUGACCGGCCCAAAGAUCGGCGCGCGGCUCAAGGCAGAGGUGGCGACCAACGUGUCCCUGGGACUGGAGCCUGGUCCCUCUGCGGACGCGUUCAAAGUGUUGGCCAGGGGCGAGAUGCAGCUGGGUGUGCUUAUAGAGAGUAUGCGCAGGGAAGGGUUCGAGCUCUCCAUAUCGCCAGCAACCGUGCUGUAUCGUGAAGAGGGUGGGAAGAAGCUGGAGCCGAUUGAAGAGCUCAUGGUGGAGGUGGACGAGGAGUAUGCAGGGGCAGUCAUCGAUGCCAUCUCUCUCAGAAAAGGGGAGCUCCUCGACAUGAUCACAGAAUCCUCCUCUUCCGAGUCUAGCUCGUCUGUUGCUGACUCAGUGACGCCUUCCACGUCAUCACCUUCACCAUCCACGUCAUCGCCCUCCUCCGCCAGCUCAGCAUCCUCCUCUCUCUCGCGUUCACGUCUUCUCUUCACCUGCCCUUCCAGGGGCCUGCUGGGAGUGCGGGGGGUGCUCAACACGGCCACUAGAGGCACAGCAGUGCUGCACCGGUCCUUCCUGCGUUAUGAGCCUUGGAGGGGGCAGCUGGAGCGAGGGCGCAAAGGGGUGAUUGUAUCGAUGGCAACAGGUACCAUCACAGCCCACGCCCUCUCCUCUCUUGAAGCUCGGGGCACGCUCUUUGUCAGCCCUGGAGACGAGACAUAUGACGGCCAUAUCAUAGGAGAGAACGCCAGGGACGAUGAUAUGGAGGUGAACCCUGUACGCACUAAGGAGCUCACCAAUAUAAGAGCAGCGUCCAAGGAUGAGAACAUUCGCCUCACACCUCCCAGACAGAUGAGUCUGGAGGAGGCCAUGGGGUAUGUGCAAACAGGCGAGCUGGUGGAGGUGACUCCUGCUGCCAUCCGCCUUCGAAAGAAAGAGCUGAGCUCGUCCAAGCGAAAGACCUCCAGGCGUAACCAGAAGGAGUGA